UAUGCAAAAAAUUCAAAACUUUAUAGAAAACAAUAAAGCAGUUGUUGCUAUUGCUGCUGUUGCUGCUGCUAUAGGUAUUGUUGGAAUAAAAGUAUUAAAUUCAGAAAAUAGAGGAAGUGGUAAUAGUUUUUCUAUUUAUUAGCUAAGAUCUUGGAUGCAAGUAUAUAAAAAGUUCCUUUAAUUGAAAGACUAGGUGGCGAGUAAGCAGUUUAACCAAUGAUAUAAAUAUUAUUCGAUCGUAUAUCAAAUAAUAAGGAAUUGAAGCCACUUUUUUAAAAUGCUGAUAAGAGUGUAUAUUAAUUUAAUAUAUUUUUUUAGAAAAAUUCAUAGCAUUUUAAUGCUGUAGUUUUGUAUUUAUUUGGAGGACAAGUAAAAUCAUAAUAAAAUUUUUAAAAUCAUUGCAAACUUAAUAUUACCGAAGCUUAAUUUGAAAUUAUUCUAAAUCUUUUAGAUUAAGUUCUUCAAAAUUUAGGAGUAGACAAUAGAGAAAUCAAUGAUGCAAGAGAAGCAUUUUUAACCAUGAAAUAAUAAAUUGUUAGUCCAAAUAAAAGUGGUUGAU
Molecule: messenger RNA, 559 nt
Organism: Paramecium pentaurelia
Lineage: Eukaryota; Ciliophora; Oligohymenophorea; Peniculida; Parameciidae
Source: the annotation of a GenBank genome assembly